AUGGUUGAGACACAGGGCCUUAGCCUAUCCAAUGGAUGGGCCAACGCAUUACUAUGCCUUUCCAUUAUAUUCGCAGUUACCACAACUGCAUCUAUUAUUCUUCGGUUGGUCGCAAAGAGGAAGAAUCGACAACAAUUGACUGGAGAGGACUAUACCAUUUUCCUGGCCCAGGUAAGUUUGUUUUGUAACGAUUGAUGAUCCCCAACUUACAGGAGUAGUUUUUCCUAUAUGUUUUGAUAGUGUUAUCAAUAAUGGGUAAGUACAAUGAUAAAUAUGUGUAGGUUCUCAAGAUAGCAGCUGACUUUCAAUAGCAAUAUUCUUUGGGGGUGUAGGUCAUCAUACAUACGAUUUACCAGAAUCUAUGGUUCCCACGUUCGUAAAAGUAAGUUUGAUAUCGGUCAAUUCUCUCCAUGUCUAUCAUAAUUGACAGCAUUCUAGAUUCUCUUAGCGAUUAGAGUUACACAUACAGUGACAGUCUCCCUCGUCAAGAUCUCUAUCUGUCUUUUCUACACCAGAAUAUUUUUCACCAACGGCUUCGCUGUGGCAAGUCGAACAGCAAUCGGUAUCAUUCUCACCUGGAUGAUUGCCACUAUCAUGGCUUUCUUUCUUAUUUGUACUCCGCUUCCCUUCUACUGGGACCCUACUAUAAUUGGUGGCAAGUGUGGAAAUCAGAGAGCGGCAUUUACUACUAUAGGCACGGUCGAUCUAAUCACCGAUGUUAUUGUAUUCAUGCUUCCUAUUCCUAUAAUCUGGCGUCUGCAGAUCUCAAAAGACAAUAAGGUGGCAUUAUCGGGUGUUUUUGGACUCGGACUAAGGUAAUUCUCGCCAUUUCUUUGACAUGAAGCUUUUGCUGAUCAAGUGUUUCUAGUACUGUCAUUAUUUGUAUCCUUAGGGUCAUGACGCUUGUUCGUGUAGACCAAGACGUGACAUACUCAGCAGCCCCACCUCUACUCUGGAGUUUCCUGGAACCCGCUGUGGGCAUCACAGUAGCCUGCGGGCCACUAGUUGGACCAUUGUUACGGGGAGGACGGUGGGUCAAGGGCGAAACUACCAAAGGCUCUCGAACAGGAGGAAGUUCUGCGCGCUUUGAGCGGAUUGAUGAGCCGCAGCAUCGGCUGCAGAGCAUUCAUGCUCAACAUGGGAAAAGUGCUCCGACUCUUAGUCCUAUGGGGAAUGUUACGGGGGUUACGGGUGGUGCUGGUGAUACGAGAUUGGUUUCUUCGUCGAGGAAGAGUAAGCAGGAGAAUCCUGGGGGGUUGAAGUCUGGAUUUGAUGUUUGAUGUAAUGCUUUGUUUCAACUUUUGUAUAUAAUAUCUUACUUCUAGUGAUCGGGGGUGGGACGCUUCCUCCUGAAUUAUUUGGUGAUGGUGGGGAGGCUUUUGGUUCUUUACACUAUCUUGAUUGGGCGGGUUGGUGCGCCUUUUAGUCACAGAGGUUCAUAAUGUUCAUACAUAUGAGUGGUUUUAGUUGUUACUUAUUCCGAAGGUCAUC
Molecule: messenger RNA, 1491 nt
Organism: Hymenoscyphus albidus
Lineage: Eukaryota; Fungi; Ascomycota; Leotiomycetes; Helotiales; Helotiaceae
Source: the annotation of a GenBank genome assembly